Molecule: messenger RNA, 2924 nt
Organism: Limulus polyphemus (Atlantic horseshoe crab)
Lineage: Eukaryota; Metazoa; Arthropoda; Merostomata; Xiphosura; Limulidae
Product: ankyrin repeat domain-containing protein 34C-like
Exons: 2
Coding region: 310-1866 (518 amino acids)
Molecular function (GO): protein binding
Source: RefSeq, a predicted model, not a curated record
CACUGUGUCUUGUGCAAUUUGAGGGAUAACAAUGUUGAGAUAGUCUUUUAACCAAGCAUACUGUUGCACGCUUCUGAAAAAAGGUGUUCAGCUAAGAAAGCAUUGUUUGUAACUGCUGUGAGUGUUUAUCCCUUGAAGAAACUGAAUUUUCUGUUUAAAAAAAAAAUCAAAAUCAAAUAAUUUUUCUAACGUGUGACAGAUUUAGAAGUGUACAGGGAAUUAGGCUUCAUACUUUUGUGUUAAUCUGAGUUCACGCCUGUUAACAAGCUGGCUGUCCGAUUUUACCUGGUUGACCCUGUGGUGGACACCAUGACAGCGUUCGGAGGACCCAAUCGAACGCCGGCACAGUUUGCUCUGUUUGAUGCUAUACAAAAUAGGAGGUACAGACAAGCACUGCUUCUGGUGGAAGCAGGAGUUGAUGUUAACAGUCGAAAUGAGCGCGGCGAAACUCCGCUGAUAUGCACGUGCACUUACGUGGAGGAGUGCAAGAACCGCGCUAAGCUAGGACAACUCUUCUUGAACGCGGGCGCUGAUCCGAACGUACAAGACUGGCAAGGUUUAACAGCACUCAUGCAUGCUUCUAUUAAAGGUCAGACAGAUAUGGUGUUGCUCAUCCUCGAAAACAAUAAAACGGAACCUGGGAUCCAGGAUAUGGAAGGAAACACUGCACUGAUGUACGCUGCCACACGUGGUCAUGCUAACGUUAUCUCCAUCUUUACAAAUACAUUCAAACAUCAACGAAGAGCAUUACAUUUAGGCCAGAAGAACAACCAAGGACUGACAGCCUUACAAUUGGCUUCAAAAAACAAACAUGACGGUUGUGUAAGACUGCUUACCAGAGAAGCACAGCAGUUUCCAAACAGUCUUGUUGGAGAAUUUCCAGAUCCCAAAGAACUUGAAAGAGCACCCACACCAACGAAGAAGAAGCACAAAGGAUUAAAAAUUAAUUUUUUUUCAUCCGUAGGAAAAGAUGAAGGACGUGUUAUAAUUCCUGAAGAAAAAAUUUGUUUUUCUUCUUCAAGUAGUAAGGAAACGGCAGAGGGAGAAAAGAAGAAUCCUCUUGACAUAAACUCGCGUGUUGACGCCUCCCCUCUACCAGAUAUAAAACGAUUGUGUUCAACUGGGUCUUUACAAUCGGACAACAGUGUUUCUCAGCUCAAACCCAGGAAAGACACUUCACUUCUUCACACACAAACAAAAACAGAAGACACGGAGCUUAUAAUGUCAUCUGCAGAAGAACUUCAGGGUGUAAAUAAAACCGAACAAAGUGAUCAAGACCCUGUCAAAGAAGGUGAAGUUAUGACCGCAUCGUCCAACUCAUUCUCGUCUGGACUAACGUCUGAUAAAUAUUCCAUACUCCCCCUUAUUACACUUCGCUCAAUUGGCCACAUAGAUGCAUCAGUGUCUAGUACUACAAGUGAACCAUGGGACUGGGAUCUUUCUGUUCGUAGCAGACUGACAGGAAAAUACCGUUUGGAUACUGGAAGCCGGAGUUUGUCCGAAUCUCGUGGAAAACUUACAGACAGUCUAGAAGGUAUGAAAGAAAAACCAUUCAGUAGUUCUGACAAACUUCACGAAGUCUUGCCAAAGGAAUGUUUGUCUCCUAGUCCGUCUGAAGAUAAGACAUCAACUUCUUCAUCCAAAGUAAGAUCGUCUGAAGGUAUCAGCAUUCUACCUCCUCUCUUUCCUGGAUGCAAAGAUGGUGUACACCUUCCACCUAUCAGAAGCAGUCUAACACAUUAUAAGCGUGGACAUGUAGUGUCUCCAGCUACUGUAGAACACAACUCUAUCAAAGAAGAGAUGGAUCAGAGCGACAUUAUUCAAACACCAAAAUCAGAGUUUACACCAAAGGGAAUUAAAACAUGACCAGAUUUUACUUAACAAAAAGUGCUCUUUAACUUAUCUUCUCACAUAUUGUGUAGUUUAUCUAAUAUUACUGAGCCAAGCAUAUCCCGUAACAUUCUUAAACGAUACAGCUUCUGAAUACGCCUUGAAGCAGCCUAAACUGAAGCAACUUACCACAGUUUUACUUGCACAAGCCACAACAGUGAUAUUCAAAUAACUAAAAUCCAAUUCUUUUGCGAACAAAGUAGGCAACCUACGAUUUUAUUAUGUGAUGGUAAAAGGCUUAUUAUUUUUUACCCUUGUCAGAAAUUUAACAAUAUGAUCUUCAAAUCUAGCACUUCGAAAACUGUAGGUAUUUGGAUACUCAAACUGCAGGAGCCAUGUUUAUCUUAUUAUAUUUAAUAUAUUUAAUUAAUUUAGAUAUCUAAUAAGGGUUUACAAGCAAUUUAUUACGAACAAAACUGUCAAACAUUAUAUUUGAUAAUUUUAUGAAAAAAUUGUAAACAUGUACAUACAACCUAAUAGCCAGAAUAAUUGUCCAUAAUUGAUUUUGGACUAUAAGGUCGUACUAUUUGUCUGCUUUACAAUCUUUUUCAUUUACUUCUUACAGUUUAUCACAUUUGCUUUUAUUCUAAUGGAAUACUGAACUUUCAAACUGGAUUAUAAAAUAACAAUAAGACAGCAGUUACUCUGAACUUUCCUAAAAGUGCCAGUUCAAUUUUUCAAAAGCCUCAGUAGUAACCCCGGAACCCUGGACGUAUGCGCUAAUUGGCUGCUUUAGUAAGAGGGUAAGGGAUAGAGACAUCCACUAAGUGGCAUCAGAAUGCGAUGAACUCAUAAUUCCACGAAUUAUUACCAAUAGACGUGUUGGUAGAGAAGAGGAUAGGAUAAUUAGGUCAUCUGUAAUGAGCAUGCAGAUAGUUUGCUAGCAAACCACCAGAGGGUGAUGUACAUCAACAUGUCAUCAACUUUAUAGUAACAAACAGUCUUAAAAUUAAUAAUUUGUUAAAUUUGCUAAACAUUCUUUUUUACAGUUAUCAGUACUGAAAAUCUUUUAUCAAAAUUACAGUUUCAGUUUA